Messenger RNA from Carassius auratus (goldfish), 1423 nucleotides. RefSeq lists its product as uncharacterized. Gene Ontology annotation, biological process: response to bacterium. The record is from RefSeq and is a predicted model, not a curated record. The transcript is spliced from 6 exons. Lineage: Eukaryota; Metazoa; Chordata; Actinopteri; Cypriniformes; Cyprinidae. Bases 9 to 1046 code for a protein of 345 amino acids.
CUUCUCUAAUGCCAGCUCUCAAGAUGUUUGCUCUGCGUGCAUAUAUUCUUAUGUCUUGCAUAUCAUGUGCAUCUAUGAUCCCCAGUGUUUUUCAGCCAAACGUCUCAAUCACAGCAUCUAUGGGUGGUUCGGUCAUCCUGGAAUGCCACACAACCGCCGAUCCAGUUGUGGCCUGGUUUUGGCUGAAACAAAUCCCAGGACGAAAGUUGAACCCUAUAGUUUCCACAUAUUACAAGGAGAUAAAACUUCAAGGAGAAGUUCUCAAUGAAUCAAGACUUCAAUUCAAAGUUGAUGACAAGAAAUCUACAUUAAUAUUCAACAAGAUUAACUCCAGAGAUGCUGCCUAUUAUCACUGUGGUGUGCUACUGUAUGAGAAGCUGUACUUUGGAGGGGGAACUUAUCUGACAGUUGAUGAUGCAAAGCCGGUUAAAAUAAUUCAGCAUCCUGUUUUGGACUCACAUCAUGUAGGAGACUCAGUGACUCUUCAUUGUUCAAUAUUUGGUGAGAGUUGUUCGGGAGGGCAGAGUGUCUACUGGCUAAGAUACAAACCAAGAGAGUCCCAUUCAGGAAUCAUUUACGCUGAUGGAGAUAGAAAGGAUCAGUGUGAGACGAUCUCUGUGACUGGAUCAACUGUACAGAGCUGUGUGCACAAAGUCCCCAAAAGCCUCGCCAGUGAUGAAACGUACUUUUGCAGCGUGGUCACAUGUGGAAAGCUAAUCGUUGGAAAUGGAACUAAAUUGAUAGCUGAUGUUGUUCCCCAGAAAACAAUGGCUUAUAUCAUCACACUGCUUUCUGCUGUAUUAGUGAUAUCACUGAUAGUGAAUAUAAUCAUGGCGCUGUUAUGGAGAAGAUCUACACACAGAGGUGUUGACCAUGUACAGUCUACAGCCCAGGCUGCAGACAUAGACUCGGAAAAUUAUGCAUCGCUGCAGUUCUCUCCACACCAGCCUAUACGAAAAAUGAAAAGCCGUGAAGAGGCAGCCUCUGUCGUCUAUGCAUCUGUCCGUCAAACAAGAAACAUAAAACAAGGAUCUCCUCAUUCUUAAUGCUUGUCAAGUUUUUUUUUUUGGCUAUUAAUUUUUUAAAAGGACUAUCACAUUACGUGGUCUCAUAUGAGCAUUGGAACAUUCAGUUGCAAGACAAUAUACUCAUUUUUUUUUUUUUUAUUGAUUAAAAUUUAUUUUACUAUUUUAAACGUUUAAAGUUGACAAAGUGAUGGGGGCAAAUGUCUGUUACUGUCUUUUGUAGAUUUUUUUUAAUGUUGUUGUAAAGGGCAAUAGGAGUGUGUGGUCAUCAUGUUAUUCAGUGUCUAAAUUGUACACAUUAAAACAUGGAGAAAAAAAUAUUUGUGUGUUUACAAUAACUUACCAUUAAAUUCAGCACCAUGGAGAGGGGCAACAUUUUGUAAAUGAGGAGAAAAAAC